Messenger RNA from Leucoraja erinaceus (little skate), 5509 nucleotides. It is a transcript of the gene bcl11ba, whose product is annotated as BCL11 transcription factor B a. Bases 430 to 2832 code for a protein of 800 amino acids. Gene Ontology annotation, cellular component: nucleus. Gene Ontology annotation, molecular function: DNA-binding transcription factor activity; RNA polymerase II cis-regulatory region sequence-specific DNA binding. The transcript has 3 exons. The record is from RefSeq and is a predicted model, not a curated record. NCBI's taxonomy places the organism in Eukaryota, Metazoa, Chordata, Chondrichthyes, Rajiformes, Rajidae. Gene Ontology annotation, biological process: positive regulation of transcription by RNA polymerase II.
UGUGUGUGUGUGCGGGAGAGAGAGAGAGAGAGAGAGAGGGGGUGAGUGAGUGAAUGGAAGGCUGGCUGGCUGUCUACAGUGUAAUGCCUCUACCAGUAGUAGCCCUCAUUGAGCUGACGGCCAAUUCACCGCCUUGACGCUCAAGUUCGCGGGCGCGUCACGUCCGCACUUGAACUUGAAUGUGUGUGUGUGUGUGUGUGUGUGUGUGCCGCUGUAAUGUGUGUGUGUGUGUGUGUGUGUAUGUAUGUGUGUGUGCAAUGUGUGUGUGGUAGCAGCUCCCUCUCCCUCUCUCUCUCUCUCUGACGGCGAUCCCACAAUCCAUCUCCAUCCGCCAUCUUUGCAUUAUUUCCAAUUUAUUUUCUGUCAGGGGCUCUGAUGAAGAUAUUUUUCUCUGGAGUCUCUGGCUUUCCGCUCCAGAUGUGACCGACCAUGUCUCGCCGCAAGCAAGGGAACCCUCAGCAUUUAAGUAAAAGGGAAUUUUCGCAGGCUAACCAUGUGGAGAUGGCGAGUACAGACGAGGAGGAUGCGGCGGCCAUGGUGGGUCUGGGCAGCGGAGACCGUGACCUGCUCACCUGCGGGCAGUGCCAGGCCCACUUCCCACUGGCCGAUAUCCUGGUCUUCAUCGAGCACAAGAGGAGGCAGUGCAACGCCACGGCCGUCUGCUUCGACAAGGCACUGGAUAAACGUAGCCCAUCGCCCCCUCACACAGAGCCCCGGAGGGUGUCCGAACCCGUCGAGAUUGGCAUCCAGGUCACCCCUGAGGAAGAUGACCGUCUGCUAACGCCUACGAAAGGAAUUUGCCCCAAGCAGGAACACCUUGCUGGAGGCAAAGACGAGCCUUCAAGCUACAUUUGCACAACUUGCAAGCAGCCUUUCAUGAGCGCCUGGUUCCUGCUCCAACACGCACAGAACACGCACGGAUUCCGCAUUUACUUGGAGACCCACCCGUCCAACAGCCCCCUAACUCCACGGAUUGGCCUUCCUCCAUCGCUGGGCCCAGACCCCAUCUCGCAGUCGCCUCUCACCACCUUCCUGGGCGAGAACAACCCUUUCAACCUGCUGCGGAUGACGGGGCCCAUCCUCCAGGAGCACCCGGGCUUCGGCGACGGACGCCUGCCCAACACUCCCCCCAUCUUCAGCCCGCCCCCUCGGCAUCACCUAGACCCUCAUCGCUUGGACCGCCUUAGUGCCGACGAAAUGGGCUUGGUAUCCCAGCAUCACAGUGCCUUCGACAGAGUAAUGCGUUUAAACCACCCGCUGGGCAUCGAGUCUCAGACCAUGGACUUCUCCAGGAGGCUCCGGGAACUGGCAGGGAACAACAGUUCCACGCCGCCCCUGUCGCCCAGCCGCCACAACCCUAUGCACCGCCUGCUCCAGCCCUUCCAGCCCAGCCCCAAGUCGCCCUUCCUGAGCACCCCCCCGCUGCCGCCCAUGCCACCCAGCAGCACCACCCCGCCGCAGUCUCAAGCCAAGACCAAGUCGUGCGAGUUCUGCGGCAAGACCUUCAAGUUCCAGAGCAACCUGAUCGUCCACAGGCGAAGCCACACUGGCGAGAAGCCCUACAAGUGCCAGCUGUGCGACCACGCCUGCUCGCAGGCCAGCAAGCUGAAGCGCCACAUGAAGACCCACGUGCACAAGAUGGCGGGCAGGUCGGACGACGGCUUGUCCGCCACCAGCUCGCCGGAGCCGGGCACCAGCGAGCACGCCGGCGGCGAGGGCUGCGGCCUCAAGGCAGGCGGCGGCGGCUCCGGCUUCAUGAACGAGAACGAAGAGGAGGAGGAGGAGGAGGAGGAAGAGGAGGAGGAAGAGCUGGAGAACGAGAGCCGGCCCGAGUCGAGCUUCAGCAUGGACUCGGAGCUGAGCCGCAACCGGGAGAAUGGCUUCAAGCUGCCGGUCAACGACAAGCAGCAGCAGCACUGCGUGCUGGGCAAGGUGAUGGAGAACGUGGGCCUCCGCGCCAUCCAGCACUACGGCGACGUGCAGAAGCGCGCCAUCUUCUCCAAGCGCUCGUCCGACGGCCAGAGGGACACGGGCGACGAAGACUCGGUGGCCGGCGAGAUGGAGAGGCCCGGCGAGGAGGGCGCGGUCAACGGACGAGGCUUCGGGCCGCCCCCCGAGGCCUUCCCCAUGCUGCUGCCCCGGAAGCCUCCGCUCAUCGCCAGCCCCUCCCCUUCCUCCAUCGCCUCGGCCAAGAGGAUCAAGAUGGAGAAAGACCUGGACCUGUCCUCCGCCACGCCCUUGAUCCCCUCAGAGAACGUUUACUCGCAGUGGCUGGUGGGCUACGCGGCCUCCCGGCACUUCAUGAAAGAUCCUUUCCUGGGUUUCGGCGACUCCAGGCAGUCGCCCUUCGGCACCUCGUCGGAGCAUUCGUCGGAGAACGGCAGCCUGAGGUUCUCCACUCCGCCCGGUGACAUGCUGGACGGCGGCCUGUCGGGGAGAAGCGGGACGGCGAGCAGCGGCAGCACCCCCCACAUGGGGUCGGGAUCGUGCCCGGGCCCCGGGCGGCCGAGCUCGAAGGAAGGCCGACGGAGCGACACCUGCGAGUACUGCGGCAAAGUGUUCAAAAACUGCAGCAACUUGACAGUGCACCGCCGGAGCCACACGGGCGAGAGGCCUUACAAGUGCGAGCUCUGCAACUAUGCCUGCGCCCAGAGCAGCAAGCUGACCCGCCACAUGAAAACGCACGGCCAGAUCGGCAAGGAGGUUUACAGGUGCGACAUUUGUCAAAUGCCCUUCAGCGUUUACAGCACCCUCGAGAAACACAUGAAAAAGUGGCACGGAGAACACUUGUUGACGAGUGACGUUAAAAUCGAACAAGCAGAAAGAAGCUAAAGCUCCUUGCAAGUUUUUUUUUUAGAAAUUAUAUAAGGCAAAAAAAACACACACACACACACACACACACACACACACACACACACACACACACACACAAACAAACCACACAAAAAAAAGAGGACUUGGUUAUAUAAUAAAACACACAAAACACACACACACACACACAUACACGCACAAAAAAAACCUUUUUUUUUUCAAUUGUAAAAGCUUAAUUAAUUGCCAACUGAGAAAAAAGUCAGCCCCGAGUGCCUCCUGUGGCACUUAAUUUUCAAGGUAUAAUUUGUGUCUGAGAAGCUCAAUCAAAUCAGAGGGUGAUAUAGAGGCAGUAAAAUAAUGUUGAGCCUUUUCUACUGUGCAAUAAUUUCUGUAUUUAUUUGUUUUAAAUAUUUUUUCAAGUAUCAUGUGCAGGUACUUUUUCUUUUAUUUUUUCGUUCUUUGUUUAGAUUUUUUUUUAGGGUAUCCCUUUUGAUUUUACCCUCUUUUUUAAGGAAAAAAAACGGAAACCUGAGAUUAUUUGCAUUUUGAAGAUGCAGAUCUGUAGAAAUAACCCUUCUCUGGGGCCGCUGCUUAUUUGGAAUUGAAUAGUUAACACAGUAAUUUCUUGGAUAGAAGCCGCGUUUGUUGAUUCUUUUAAUUUUUCUUUUGGUUUCAUCAAGGGAGGGGUUUGUUUGGGGGUGAGACAGAUUGGAUUUGCACAAAAGAAAAAUCAUUUAUAAAAGAUAAAAAAUGGUUUCUGUUUUAAAAGAAGGGAGAUGCAUCAGCGGAUCACAAUCCUAAUCGUAGCACUUAACUAGUCGUUUGAAAAAAAACUGGGGUUCGAAAUGUAGCACAGAUCUUGCCAUCCACUGGAGUCUGGAACUGCCGCUGCCAAUUUUCGCCAAUGACCCUUGGCUAAAACUAAACCGAGUUGAAUGAGGAUGAAAGAAAAGGAGCAGGCAGAUGAGAGAGGCAACUUUCUCUCUCGUGCCCAAUGAUACCGGCCAGAAACUUAACCUAAGCAAUAACGGUCUUUCAGUUUGUGUUACUAACUAGUGAGUAAAAUGCAUAGCAAACGUAAAUCGAGCAAAGUCAGAAGUGCAUUAUUGCCAAUGCCUAUCGAAACAUCUGUGCUUGAUUGUAUGCGAUAAGCAUUAUUGCAGAAAUGCACAAGUAUUUUGCCAACAGGAGAUGGAUGGUGUUUGGCCAUUGUGUUUUAAAGAGCUAAAUUUGUACCUGAGAUAUUUCCUUUUUUUGAACCCGCACCUUAACAUAUUUGUUUUUUUAAUUAUAGAAACUGCGACUUCUGAACAAGAAAAACUAUGGGAAAUCUAUGGUCCAAAAAGGGUUAUGAUAUACAUUAGGGAACAACUGAGAUUAAAGUGUCAGUGUUGCUUAGAGUAGCAUUCACAAUACUGGCACUAUAUUAAAAAAAUGUUAAUGUCAGUUGACAGUUUUUAUACUGCCAUUCAAUUUGACAUGAGUGCCUUGAAUAUUUGAUCUUCCUAAUGAGUCUCUGAGACAAAUGCAAAACCACUUUUUGUGAAGUUUAAAACAAAAGUACUGAUUUGAAGAAGAGAGGACAAAAAUCACACAACAAAGAGAAAGAUGUACGUCAUUAGAUUCUAGAGUUCAACAUGCACCAACAAUCCAGAAUUUAUAGACAAACAAAAUAAAAACAAUCAGCGGAUCUUCACGCCAGUCGCUACAAGUUGGUGAAGAUGUGGCAUCAUCCCUUGCCCCCCAGUUAACCCAAUAACCCCCACCCCACCCAGCUAAUCAACUACGGAAACCGGUCUGUCGUUCUAUGCUCAUCAAUUGAUACUGCAGGACGCUGCUUAAACUGUGGGGAGCCCACUGUAGCAAAGCUCAAUAGUAAAAUAAACGAUGCCUCCAGAAUCCCAACAAGAACAUAAAGACAGUUACUCAUCAGGAACAAUGGCUACUCCUUAUUUUUUUUUUGGUUCUGAACAGAAUUUAGUGCACUCAGUCUCGAAUAAGUUUACAGUAUUGAAUAUCUACAAGAGUGGAAAAAAAAACAAAAAAAAAAAAUAUUGUGUGUGCGUGCGUGCGUGUUUGUUGAAUGAUCAAGAGGUUUUUUUUCCGAAGUUUGCUUCGUAAAUACAUGGGUGCCAUUAUGGCCAUGUGUAUAUUGGUUAUCUGAAUCAACUGGUGACGGGGUUUAAUAUAUAUAUUACAGUUUCUUGAUCACUGUAAAAGUGUACCAGUAUUUGUAAUAAUGGAGAAUGCCUGGGCAUUUUACAAAAUGGAGAGGAAAAAAAAAACAAAAAAAAAAAAAUUUUUUUUUUUUUUUUCAAAAAUGGAAAUUGUUGCAGUAAAUUUGUGGGUCUAAAAUUGUUCUUGUCACUGUAAUUGUAAAGUCUAAUUGACUAUCAGUUUUAGUAGACUUUUUUGCCUUGAGUGUUUUAUCUUUUUUCAAAAAUUGUAUAGAACUUGUAUUGGGAAGGACGAUUACUGCUACCAUAUGUAGGCAAGAAAAAAAAUUAGUAGAAGAGUGCAUAUUCAUGUAAUUGCUUUGCUUAAAAUCACAUUCCUGACCUGUACUUUUUCCCUCUGUUUCUCUGGAAUGGUUACUUGGUAUUGGUUCAUAAUAGCGUAGGCACUUGCUGUAUUUAUACAGGAGCUUGUAUUUUUUAACUGUUUGCUUGUCCUUUUAAAGGUACAACAAAAAAGAAAA